GUCUUCUGCACUGCAGCAACCACGAGAGCAUUUAUACUCCAUGAAGAAGAAAGUUCACGAUCCCCCUGACCAAAAACAGCGUCCUAGGAGCAUCUCUGAAGGUAUCGACACACUUUCGACGUUAGAUUGCAGUUUAUAACAAAGUACCGAGAACAGGAGUUAGUUUAUUUAAGAACAAGGCUGAAAAUCGAGAACAAGAGAGUAACUCCGCUUGAAAAUGUUGUGUUUUGGCUUGCCGGAAGUUUUGCUUCACAUAGGAAGAUGAUGUCGAAAUGCUACCUGGUCGUUGCUUUCUUCAAUAUUCACAUGACUCUUGGUAGAAACAGACAUUUAUCUUCAGGUCUCAUGGUUCAUUUCAAUGUCAAGUCAUGACUUGUGUUUAUUCCUCAUUCAUUCCUGUUGAGCUCACGUAACAACAACCAGUCUGCUGUUAGGGUGGCUCCAGGAUUUCUCUCUUUAUAAUCACAACAACCCAGCCUCUAUGCCUAACAGUCCAUGUGGAUGUUUUCAUGUUAUCUAGGAAGACAAUCCUUGAUAAGAGACAGUUAGCCAUAAAAUAAGCAUGUAUCACCAUGACAACUAACAUCAUUUUACCACCUGACCCCGGAUGUCCCCUGGAGGAGACACAAAUAAUUCAGUCUCCAUCAACAACAACAAAGCUGUUCAUAAGCCCUUUUUGUCUUGGUUAUGACAGUCAAAGCUCUUUUAAGGAGUGUUUUUAAUUGUCUGAAAUGUAUAGUAUUGAUGUAUGUAAACGCUAAUGAGACCAGCAAAAGAUGAUGUUUUUCUUUUUAUUCUAAUUUUUAACACCUAAAAUUAGUGUGAGGGGGUAAGUAUUAGCUGAAGAAGCAGUCCCACCACCUGCAGCAUUCACAGAAACUGUAACAUCAGGCAGUCAAAAUUCAGCAGAAUGAGAUUUUUCUGUCCGAAGUCACUACUCAAGCAUGUAGAAGAUGAGAUAAGCAAAGACUGGAGCUAAAUUGGUACAAAAAAAGGAGUUCUUUACAGGAGCUUUAAAUUCACAAAAUGACUGUAAAGCAUCCACGUUUACUAGUUCAUGAAAAAUAUCUUUUUGAUCUGUUGCAAAUGGGGCACCAAUCUACACUAUAGUUUAGAGGUUAGAUAAUAAAAUUUCAGAAUGACCUCUUGCCGAAUUUCAAGAGCAUCCCAUUUGGUCAAACCAAAAUUCAACUUCCCCAACACAGUUUUGUACUCAAAUAACUAACAGGUAAAAGAUUUUAAUCCUUACAUUUGAGUAAACCUUGCAGAUCCUUUAGCUGAUUUCACUUACCUGUGGAAUACCAAUCUAAAGAAGUCUAAGGGUUCAUCUAAACACAGCAAUAACUUCAGAGAAAGUACAUCUAUGAGGAUAGAUAUUAACCAAUAUGUUUGCUUUCCUCUUGCAGAAUGCCUUUUCACUUCUGUCCCCAGUGUGGGACAAAGUUGCAGCCUGGUUUUAAAUUUUGUCCAUCUUGUGGAGAACAGCUUCCCUCUUCAUCUGAUGAACCGGGACCUGUGAGCUCAACAGUCUUUUUAAGUUGCUCUCCAACCAAACAGACUAAGGCAGCGUCACCAGUAGUUAAAACAAGCCUUACUUCAAGCACUAGUUCAGCACCCACAGCGAGUCAAGGUAAAGAUCUUGGCAGAGUUUUAAAGGGACUUAUAUUGUGUUAUCCAAUGAUAUCGAAAAUGUAGAUUUUUUUUUUCUUUCAGCCCCUGAAUGUACUCAGUCAACCUCAGUUACAACUCGUCCUGCACUGCGGAAAUCCUUUAACUCAUUACGGCUGGAGAAAGAAGUAUCAUUCUCUUUCAAAGAUGCUGCUCCACCGGUGGUGCCUGACCCUAAACCUGACACAAGCAUCAGGACUGAGGGUAUUAAACAUGGAGUUUUGAAAAGAAAAAACAACAAUUUUGGGGUCAACUUGUAAUUUUUUCAUUUUGAUUGCAAAUUCAUUAGCUUAUGCAUUUCUUUGGCUUUUAUUUGCAUCAACAGAUAAUGAUAGGUUGGUGAGAACUCCUACAAAGCAGCAGACUGUCUCUUGUAAACUCAACACAGAGGUAGAGCCAUCUUUAGAGUCGUCCCCCUCUUCUCUUGUGAAGUCUCCUCGAGCUGGUGAGUUGAAACACAGAACACAUGAGACAGUCUUUAUGAUAAAUUGAGUUUUUCCUCAAUGUUUUGUGUUAUGAUCUUUUCUCUCAUCCAUAUGGUUUGUAACUGACCCACAUGAAGUCAGGGGAAAGGCAAAACACACUAGCCCUGCAGUGAAGCAGGCAGAAGAUAAAACUGGAAGUAAAGCAGUGAAACGAACAGGAGAUGGCUCCCCUAAGUCUGUGUCAUCACCAGUCUCCAAAUCUCCUUCAAAAUCUCCUUCAAAAGGUCAACCACACAACUUAAAACACUGAUAUUUAUCAAGUUAAAGGUUCAAUUUCCCAGUGAAGACAGAAAAGGUUUAACUGUUUUUUUCCAUGUGAAAAACUGUAAAUAUUUCCAUAUAAAUACAACAGCAGGUAGAGGUAAAGCCAAGAAGACAAAACAAGCAUGUGCUGUGGAGCCGCUGCAGGAAGGCGAGGAGGUGACAGACACAACAGGAAAAAAAUGGACGCUGAUAAAACUGCUCAGUCAGAGCACAACAGAAGUCUUCUACGAAGGUGAGACUGUCUUCAUUUCAUUUGAUAUUCUGGCGAGUGUAGACUGAACAUAACUGGUGAAAGUAACCCAGCCAACACAGUUACUGUUCAAGACGGCAAGGUCCACUUUACAGUCAAUUCUGACGAGACUUAAAGAGAUAUUCUUGCGCAAAUUUAAGUUAUGGUCAAACACAAGAUAACACUGAGUUAGACACCCCCUCGAGAGAUGAUUGUUGCCGACCGCUUGCUUCUCUAGUUAUACCAACAUUAGCAACAACUGCAUGAUAGCAAUACACAGCGCUACGAGGUCUCCCCGCGCAAACCUCGAGCAAAAAACCACUCAUAAAUAAUGCUCAGAACAGCAUCUAACUUCAUCAACAGUACAUAAAGGGUCCCAGCCACAGCAACAGCCAUCAAACAUCUUUUUAGCUUUGCCUGAUUUCUUUAGCAAAGAGACUAAAAACAACUCACCCACUCUCCUCCAGCAGCCGCUUGUUUGUAGGGGAGCCACGAAUCUGCAACAUUCAUCUCUCGGGGGGUUUGUCUAACUCUGUGUUGCUGUGUGUUUGACCAUUACUUAAAUUUACACCGCGGUAUCCCUUUAAGAGCACAUAGAGCAUUGGUUUACUGUGUCUCUUUGCACAACCAAAAUACAAAAAUUCUUUUUAGUUUUUAUACUCUCUGUUUUUUGUUUCAUGUGUUUUAAUCGAAUAAUGAGUUCAGUAUCUCUGCGAUCCAGUUAAUGUCAUUACAGCAGCAAAAAAGGCUGACGAAGUUAAGUGGAUGCAAUUGUGUUCAGCAGCAGAUGACUGUGACGUAAAAUGUGAAUCAACUCUGUUACAUGGUUUUAUAAUCUUUUUUAAUUUCUGCGAACAGUUUCAUCGUCAAAGUCCAAGGAAUCAAAUCACACCCUCAAACUGGUCAGUAAGAUCCCAUGAUUCAAAUUUUGAUUUGGAGUUCUCUGUAAAAACUGGAUAUGUACUUUGACACCAUGGGCUUUUAUUUUUUCUGUACUGCCUGUUACAAAUACUUCUUAAUAUCUUCAGUCACUCUAAGUAGCAUCAGUAAUGUGGAUUUUCUCUCUGUUGUCAUGUUAGGGAGCCAAGGAUGGAAGACUCUUCAAUGAGCAGAAUUUUCUGCAGAGAGCAGCUAAACCUACAUCUGGUGAGGUUUUUUUUUUGUUCUUCUUUUAUGUUAUCAUAAAUUCUGCAUUCAUAACUUGACUAAUAAUGGUUAAAAAACAGCAAGAGAACAAAUGAAACAGAAAUCAAAUAGAAACAAAAUAAUUUAGAUGUUAAGAGUGAAACAGAGAAAGACUGAUUGACGGGAGCAUCAUCAGACCUAUUUUGAGGACAAAAUAACUGAAACCCUCGUAAGUUCUGGUUUGUCUGGAGUGUAUCCAUUCAUGAGCAUCUCACAUUAACCUUCCUGCUAAUACCUGAUGUCUCUGCAGUGGAAAAAUGGAUCAAACAACGUAAGAUGGAUUUUCUGGGGAUUCCCUCCUGUGUUGGCUUUGGUCCUCAUGCAGAUUCCUACAGGUGUGGAAAACAAUUUAAUAAUGGAUUUCCUCACACGAAACAAGACAAAUUCUCAUUAAUUUGAAGCUCUGUUUUAUGUUUUGUCAACAGGUUUCUAAUUUUCCCAAACAUGGGCCAGUGUCUUUGGUCUGUCAUGGAGGAAGGAGAAAAGCUUCUGUCUGAGAAAACUGUUCUUCAGCUCGCCUGUAGAUUAGUGAGUGUAUCGUGAGGACAGACCUUCAGUCUGAAUAAUAACUGUGAUUCCUCCAUUCACUUAAUAAAGCCAACAUAUUUCCAUUUUUGCAGUUAGAUGUGUUGCAGUAUAUCCAUUCAAAUGAGUAUGUCCAUGCUGAUAUCACUGCAGAAAACAUCGUCAUCUCACCGGAUCAGAAAUCUCAGGUAACGUGUUUUGCGGUUAAAAAAAACAAAACAGUAAACUGUGAAAGCUGUACUCUGUCUGUAGUUGAAUUUACAUGCACUUGCGUGUGUUGGUAGGUACACCUGGUAGGAUACUGCUAUGCUUUCAGGUAUUGUCCAGGCGGACAACAUGUUGAAUAUCGGGAGGCCAGCAGGACACCACAUGAGGGCACCACAGAGUUUAUCAGUCUGGACGCACAUAAGGGAGCAGGUGCGUCAUGAAUAACUUGUUUCACUAAUAUCAACAAAUCUGAAUUCCUUUUUCUCUGGAAGCUGCUGUGUAAAACAUGAGAAGACACCUGCACACCUCCCACAGUCCAUCUGUCUGCGGCGCCACCUCCCACACACGCUUCACAUGAUAAGACUGAUUAGACUGUCUUUUGAAGCGGGUUGUGGUUAUGUAAUAAAGUUCUUUCCAUGUCUGACUAAUUUAAAAACAAAGUCAGAGCCAUAACUGGAUUAUAUUUGUAUCAUCUGAGGUUUAUUUCUUAAUGUUCAUGUGUAUCAGAGGAAAGCUCUAAGAACAAGCACGUGUUGUGCUCACAAUAUAUCAUGUUUUCUGCUUCAGCUCCAUCUCGCCGCAGCGACCUGCAGUCACUGGGUUACUGCAUGCUGCGCUGGCAUACAGGCUCCCUGCCCUGGACUGAAGUCAGUGAUUUAGAUCAGAUCACCACACAGAAACAGAGGUGAGAUGAUUCAACUUCACCUCUUUGAAACACCAUUAAAAAACACUGAGUUUGGUCACAUUUCUGCUGAAUAACAUAAAACUUUAAAGUUGAAUGUCCAUUGGAAAAAAAAAACAACAUGUUACUCAAAACUUCUCUAAUGAUAGAUACAUGGACGAUGUUCCUGCUCUGUUGAAUCAGUGCUUUGGGAAGAAAAGAGUUUCCAGUAAGUUCCAGUAUUUUAUUGACUCAUAUGAAGUUCUUAAUUAUGUGACUUUCCUUGAGAUAUUUGGUGAAUCUGUGCGUUUUUUGGUGUAGGUGCGUUCAGAGUCUACCUGACUUCAGUGAUGGCUCUGCAGUACUCAGAGGAGCCGGAUUAUUCAGCUCUGAAGGACGCACUGAGAGAUGCUCUGCAGCUGUUGGGGGGGUCGCUGGAUCAGCCGCUUAGUUUUUAGAUCAAAACACCCAGCAGGUCAGAAACAAGUAUUCACACAUGUUAAGAGGUUUGUCCAAUUGGCUGUGUGUCCUUGUUUCACAUCGGAAUUUUUCCUGCGAGUUAAAGAUUACUGAGCUUUUAUUCCAUUUGCACUUGUUGUGUUGCAAACUCAAAGUUGAAAGCAGCUGUGUUUUCACCAGAUAGAGAUGAUGGAAGUGGUGCAAUGUUUUCAACAGUGAAAGUACUUAAGAAAACACUGGAUGUAUAAAUUUUAAAAUAGGUGGAAGUUUAACCUCAAACAAACUCAAUUUUAGAUUGAGGUCAAUGAGCAGAGCUACCCCAAGUUUACUUAUUUUAACUGGAUCAUCAUUUCAAGCACUCAGUCGGUCACAUUUCUCACAAAUUGCACUGCAGAGUAUCCACAUGUCAGGGUCAGCUUGGGGGAUGCAAUUUCUCGAAGGGUUCAUUUACUGGUCUGAGUGAAAUUUACACUGAAUUAGUUCAAAGUGUCACAGGUGUUGUGUUACAUUUAAGUUUUGGGUAUUUAGUUUAAACUGUUGUCUGUUUUGAUGAAGUGUUUUAGUGAAAUUUUAAUUGCAUGUAGUUUGUUUUCCUUUUUCAUUUAAAAAGGGGAAAGUGCAGAAAGGGCGGACAUUUUUCUCCCUCCAUUUUAAAGCAAAGCAUUACAUUUUCUAAAUCUGUGAACUAAAGGGAUGAAUAAUGUAAGCAGGGUUUCUACAUUUCUUAUUGUUAAAUUGUGCCUUAGUGUCCUUUGACGUUCAGUUAUUUUACCGAAAAACAAUAAAGCAUCAGAAUUCAUCCCACCAAAAA
Messenger RNA from Xyrichtys novacula (pearly razorfish), 6494 nucleotides. The record is from the annotation of a GenBank genome assembly. Lineage: Eukaryota; Metazoa; Chordata; Actinopteri; Labriformes; Labridae.